Messenger RNA from Phytophthora infestans T30-4, 435 nucleotides. RefSeq lists its product as uncharacterized. The record is from RefSeq and is a predicted model, not a curated record. The transcript is spliced from 4 exons. NCBI's taxonomy places the organism in Eukaryota, Oomycota, Peronosporomycetes, Peronosporales, Peronosporaceae. The coding region runs from base 1 to 435 and encodes 144 amino acids.
AUGCGUGAAGCACUCGAAAGCUCCGGGCAAGUGAAGGAAGAGCCCGGCGGAUACGAGGAAGCGGACGCCGCCGGCUACACAGUAAUUCGGCGACGCUCGUCAUGCGAUGAAACAUCGAAGCAGCCGCAGCGGCCGCGUCGAGGCAGCAUGUCAGCACUAUCGCAUAGCAGUAGCUUGCUGGCUUCGAUUUCGCCAGCGCCAUCGUCUAGCGUGCCGCCCGGCUUUCAGCCCCUUCCAGCGGCAUCACGAGUGACGCUGCGUCCGCCGCCCGGCUUAACGCCCGCGGCCUCCGGCUGGGUGGCCAAAGCUGCUGUACCGGCGGAACACACUAGCAAGCUUGAGGAACCGCCCGUUGAGGCGUUCAACUCAGCCGUGCAGGACGACCGCAAAGACGACGAUGAUGAUUUGCUUACGCGCCUUGGAGUGACCCUCUGA